Closterium sp. Yama58-4 is the source of this 1149-nucleotide messenger RNA. NCBI's taxonomy places the organism in Eukaryota, Viridiplantae, Streptophyta, Zygnematophyceae, Desmidiales, Closteriaceae. The record is from the annotation of a GenBank genome assembly.
AUGGCUCAGGCCGAGGAUGAGGAGCGCGCGCGCCGCGAAGCUGCUCGCCGUGAAAGCCGCAAACGCCGUCGAGAGUCACGCGUGGCGGAAUGGGUAGAGGAGAUCCGCGCCACGUUCGACGAGGAGUUUGAAGACACCUUCCGCAUCACGCGGGAGGUCCUUGACCUCAUCGCUGACCAAAUGGCCUUUCCCAUGUCACGUUUUGUCGAGAUCAAUGAAGUCCCGCUGUCGCUUUGCUGUUUGAUCCCAAUCAAGUACUUUGCCAGUACCAUGACAUACCACGAUAUGAGCCUUAUGUUCGGCCUGCCAAGGGGUCUUAUCCACCGCCUAGUCGAUGCUUUCUUGUUUUGGUUCCCCCGCAAGUUCAAACGGGACUGGGUCCAGUUCCCCCCUGAAGAGGUGCGUGAGGAGAUGGCGCUGGACUUCCGCGCCAUCAAAGGGGUGCCCAACGUCAUAGGCGCCAUUGACGGCACCCAUAUUGAGAUCCGUGGCAUGGACGCUCACCGUGGGGACUACUACAACCGAAAGUCAGUUUACAUCGUGCAACUUCAGGUGACAUGUGACUCCAAGGGUGUGAUAUGGGAUUACACUGUGGGCAACCCGGGGUCAAUGCAUGAUCAAGGAGUAUUCUCAACUUCAGAGUUACAUGGCAGGCUAGAGAGCGGUGAAAUUGCACCCUAUCAGCUAGUGGGGGACGCCGCCUAUCCCUUGAAGCCCUACAUGCUGACCCCCCUCCACGCACCCCGCCGCCGCCUGAUGAAGAAAUGGGAGCACACGUACAACUACGUGCAGUCGGCGACGCGGGUGGUGGUCGAGCGGACGAUCGGCGCACUCAAGGGUCGAUGGAGGCUCUUCUCCCGCCGUCACGAGAGCAAGCUCUGGCGCGUGUGUGCAGGGGCCUGCAUCAUCAUCCUGCACAACAUGUUGCAGGUUGUGAGUACACCACGGAUGAAAACGUACAACCCCAGGCGCAUCAUUUGGGCAGGCAUCCCGAAUGGCUGGUGGACUCAUAGCGGGAUGGACCGAUACCAGUGGCCGCCGCUGGACAACCCCUCUCUGGCCGAUCUGCGCAAGCGUCGUCACCACUUCGGCAAGCACAUCCACAGGGCCUACCUCAGGCGUCGCCGUGUGUCGACGUCCGCCCGCUAA